AUGGCUUCAGGAGUGUUCAACUGUCCCAUGUGUGACUACACCUCCCCACUGGAAGAAGAAAUCCUCUAUCAUUUUGAAGAGCAACACACCGAUGACUCUCCCUUCGUGGCGCGAGGCGCCUCUCCUACCAAAGACUCAAGCAUUCCAGCCACAUCCCAGAGCAAGAGCGCAGAAAAGGAUGAAUCUCCCUCGCCCAGCAACGAUGACGCGGAGUUCAACUACGUCAAAUGCGAGGUGGAAGACUGCGGGGAGAUCGUGUUGCUCAGCGACCUGGCGGAGCACAUGGAGAUGCAUGACGCGGAGGAGAUGUCGCUCGCGCUGGACGAGGCAGACAGCGCGACGGCACGUGAGCAAGAUGAGCAAGACGGAGAAGGGCCCAGCGGUGCUGGUGAAGAUGACGCGACCGGGCGGUUCGAUACAAAUAUCGCGGACGGCCUGCGACGCAGCGCGCGGAACAGCAAGAAGCAACCAUCUCCGGCGAAAAGGACCGGAUUGACGCGCAGCUUGUUCGAUUCCAUCGCGCCGCGGACCGCGGAAUCGAAAGGGAAAGAUAAGGGGAAGAAAGUCGCGAUGGCGCGGAAGAAGGCGAAGAAAGGGCGGGAAGGCCUGGGCCCGUAUGCAUGGGAGGAUGAAAUGCCUGCGACGAUGUUGCAGGAGAUGAAGCAGCCGAUUUCCAUCUGCAGGAAGAAUAUCCUCCGAUCCGAUGGGAAGGGGAUGCUCACGUUGACGUGGUAUAAGAACGAGACGCCGGACCUGAUCCCCGAGCUGGCACGGCUAUCGGAGACGGAUCGGAACAUUCGGAAGGCGUGGUACUGCGACGAUGCGGUGCAUCAUGUCGGCAAGACGACGACGCGUGACACGGGGUUCUGUGGGUAUAAGAAUAUCCAGGUGAUGCUGUCGUACAUCCAAAACGCAAGAUCUAAGGGUUACAAGGAGUUGAGGCGGCGCGGGUUCGACAUGACCCCUGGGAUUUUAGAUCUACAGGACAUGAUCGAAGAGGCGUGGGAUAAGGGGUUCUGCUCGUUUGGGCGAAAGGAAACCGGAGGCGUUAAGGGCACGCGGAAGUGGAUUGGCACGAGCGAACUCGCCGCGGUUCUCACCCUCCUCAACGUCGACUUCACCCCCGAAUCCUUCCAAGAUGACCUCUCCACGGAUCACCAAGCGUAUGAGGCCCUCCUCUCCUACGUGUCCACCUACUUCCGCCGCGGCGUCCGCCCCAACUGCACCGCGAAAGUCCACCAGACGUCGCUCCCGCCGCUCUUCCUGCAGCAGCCGGGCCACUCGCUCACAAUCGUGGGGUACGAGAUCCGGAAGAACGGGGCGGUGAACCUGGUGGUGUACAACAACAUGUUCCGGCCGCCGCCGGCGCUCAAUGUCCAUAAUAUCAGCAAGAUCAAGCCGAAGGCGACGGUGGAGUGCAUGAAGGGGUUUCGGAGGAAUGAGGAGCGGUUGCGGAAUCAUAAUGCGUUUGAGGUGGUGGCGUUGGUUCCGGAGGAGUGGUGUUUGGAGGAUUGUGAGGGGUGCCGGUGA
Messenger RNA from Eremomyces bilateralis CBS 781.70, 1530 nucleotides. RefSeq lists its product as uncharacterized. The transcript is spliced from 3 exons. The coding region runs from base 1 to 1530 and encodes 509 amino acids. Lineage: Eukaryota; Fungi; Ascomycota; Dothideomycetes; Eremomycetales; Eremomycetaceae. The record is from RefSeq and is a predicted model, not a curated record.